AUGGUCGGGUCGCUCACAGGUGUGCAGACCGCAGCUGAGGAGCUUGCCGCAGACGAGGGGACACUCGUGCAGAUCGCUGUCGCCCUCGAUGUCGAGAUCGGAGAGGUCGGUGAGGUGACGGCGUCCCUUGCGCUUCGCCUUCCACGACAAGGGGCAACAAACGCGGCGGCACUCGUGGCGACCACAGUUCCUGAGGGCGUGGCAGACACGGUCACAGAGGAAUUCGGUGUCCCCAGCCUCGACACGCUCGCGCACCUGGUCGCAGUCGAGCUCCAGCAUGGACUCACCACAGCGGCAGGGACGCGUCACUGUCUGAUGACAGGGAGGACAGGGGCCAGUGUGACAACGGAGCGGGCAUUCGUGACCACACGGGCGGGUCUUCGGGCACGAUUGCCCACAUGUUGGGAUCGGCGCCUGGCAGUCCGGACGCGGAUACCCUGGAAGCUCGGAGAGCGGGGUCGCACCGCAGGGGCAUCGCGUGAUGACGACGGGAGAAGUGGGACACGGCGUUGGCGAAACAGAGUGCGGGUGGCAGCCCUCGGUACACGAGUGUACACCGCACUCGUACAUCUUGCCGCACGUGCGCUCACAGGCGAAUCUGCCAACCCAUUGCUCAUCCUUCGUCGCACACAGUUUCUCAUCCUGCAGAUUCCAGCCGCAAGGGACGACCUUCUCGUCCUCACCACAAUAGCAGCGCACGGUCUCGACCUCGUCACAGGGCGGGCACGGACCGAAGUGACACAGCUGAUCACACUCGUGCUUGCCACAGUUGCGCUUCUUCGUGCACGGCUCGUCGCAGACAGGAGUCAAAGCAGCAUUGUUCGCGUGAGUCGCCGAGCACUUGACAGUCAAAGCCGAGCCGUGGCUGGGACACUGGACGACUAA
Molecule: messenger RNA, 885 nt
Organism: Trichosporon asahii var. asahii CBS 2479
Lineage: Eukaryota; Fungi; Basidiomycota; Tremellomycetes; Trichosporonales; Trichosporonaceae
Exons: 1
Coding region: 1-885 (294 amino acids)
Source: RefSeq, a predicted model, not a curated record